AUGUCUUGUACAAGCACUACCCUCUUCCUCCCAGAGCUCCUCGCCAAUUGGCCUUGGCCUCGAGAAAUCAACCCUCACUAUGAAGAGGUCAAAAAGGAGGCCGAUGCAUGGUUCCGCAGCUUCAAUGCAUUCUCCACUCGGUCUCAACUUGCCUUUGACAAGUGUGACUUCGCCCUUCUCGCAUCUCUCGCGUAUCCUCGAGUCUCGAAAGAGCAUCUCCGAACAGGGUGCGAUCUUAUGAUCCUACUAUUUGCCAUUGACGAGUACACCGAUAUGGAGCAUGAAAUUGCGGUCCGAGAAAUCAUUGACAUCGUCAUUGAUGCUAUAAAUAAUCCUCACAAGGCCCGUCCUGCUGAUGAGCUCGUCCUCGGAGAAAUUGCGAGACAGUUCUGGACUUUGGCGAUCAAAACUGCGACCAGGACUUCCCAGUGCCACAUGAUUGAGGGGCUGGUCGCCAACCUUGAAGCUGUCGUUCAGCAAGCAGCCGACAGAGAUAAUGACGAAUACUAUUCUAUUGCAUCUUACCUCGAGUUUCGACGAGAAAAUAUUGGUGCCAAGCCAGCGUUCGUUCCAAUGGAGCUUCACCUCGAUCUGCCGGAUGAAGUAUUUUACCAUCCAGUCAUCACCGAGCUGUCCCAAUAUGUCACUGAUAUGGUCAUACUGGAUAACGACAUGAACUCGUACAACAAGGAACAAGCGACCGGUGACGACCAUGCCAACAUAGUCACUGUCGUGAUGCAUGAAUUGCAUACUGGUUUGGACGAUGCCAUGGAGUGGAUCUUAAAAUACCACCGCGAGCUGGAGACGAAAUUCUUGGACGGGCUCAAACGCGUUCCUUCCUGGAGUUCCGAAAUAGAUCUACAUGUGCAGCAGUAUGUCCACGGGCUUGCUAAUUGGCCUCGGGGAAAUGACUGCUGGUGCUUUGAAAGUGGCCGCUACUUCGGAAGCAAGGGGUUAGAGGUUCAGAGAACUCGCCGGGUGCCACUUCUGCCGAAGAUUUGUCAGACAAGCAUCGAGACUCCAGGGCGAGAGAGUAUCGUAGUGCCGCUCAUAGACUCCAUGGAGGUGAGAGCAUGA
Molecule: messenger RNA, 1077 nt
Organism: Fomitiporia mediterranea MF3/22
Lineage: Eukaryota; Fungi; Basidiomycota; Agaricomycetes; Hymenochaetales; Hymenochaetaceae
Product: terpenoid synthase
Exons: 5
Coding region: 1-1077 (358 amino acids)
Source: RefSeq, a predicted model, not a curated record